Salvelinus namaycush (lake trout) is the source of this 1568-nucleotide messenger RNA. It is a transcript of the gene hmces, whose product is annotated as 5-hydroxymethylcytosine binding, ES cell specific. The record is from RefSeq and is a predicted model, not a curated record. Lineage: Eukaryota; Metazoa; Chordata; Actinopteri; Salmoniformes; Salmonidae. Bases 144 to 1214 code for a protein of 356 amino acids. Gene Ontology annotation, biological process: DNA damage response. The transcript is spliced from 7 exons. Gene Ontology annotation, molecular function: single-stranded DNA binding.
GCGUACCGCCACGAUAUCAGAAGAAGAAUAACCAUCUGAACGCGCCCUCUGACUUAUGCUGCAGUGACUGGCAAGUCGAGACGAAGUCCAGUCCUAAACAACAGAAGUUUCACAACGACUGUACUGGGACUACUGGGCUGAGGAUGUGCGGGAGGACUGCAUGCACCCUGGCGGCAGAUGAAGUCAGCCGCGCCUCCCAGUACAGAGACCGAGGAGGGCAGCGUCGACAGCCAAGGUGGAAAGACGGAGAUUCUGAUAAGUACCGACCUUCCUACAACAAGAGCCCCCAGUCUUUGAGCCCAGUCUUGUUGUCCCAAAGACAUUUUGUUAAGAAUGCCCCAGUGGAUGAAUGUGUGCUGGCAGUGAUGCGUUGGGGCCUGGUGCCUGCCUGGUUCAGGGAGAAUGACCCAAACAAGAUGCAGUAUAGCACCAACAACUGUCGCUGUGAGAGCCUGCUAGAGAAGAAGUCCUACAAGGAUCCGAUGUUGAAAGGACAGCGCUGUGUCAUCCUGGCUGAUGGCUUUUAUGAAUGGAGGAGGCAGUUGAAAGACAAGCAGCCCUUCUUCAUCUAUUUCCCCCAGACUCAAGGACCUGUUCAUGUGAAAACAGAGGACCAGGAGGAUCCACAGACAUGCAGUUCUGAGGAAGGCUCUGUAGACCAGAAAGAGGAGGACAAAGGAGACCAUGAGUGGAGAGGAUGGCGGUUGCUGACCAUUGCAGGACUGUUUGACUGCUGGACUCCCCCUAGUGGUGGAGAUCCCCUCUACACCUACACUGUGAUCACUGUGGAUGCAUCCCCUAAUCUUCAAGGCAUCCAUGACCGGAUGCCAGCGAUUCUCGAUGGAGAGGAGGAGGUCAGAAGAUGGCUGGAUUUUGGUGAGGUCAAGUCAUUAGAUGCCCUUAAAUUGCUUCAGUCCAAAAAUACACUGACCUUUCACCCUGUCUCCUCAUUUGUCAACAACUCUCGAAACAACUCCCCUGAGUGCCUGCAGCCAGUGGAUCCUCAAGCUAAGGAGCCCAAGCCUUCAGCCAGCAGUAAGAUGAUGAUGGGCUGGCUGAAGAGCAGCACGCACCCCAAGAGGAAAGAGUCAGACACUGGGGAAGUCAAACAGGAGGGGCACACAAGAGAGACCAGGCCUGAGAAGCAGCUGAAGACUGCAGGGCCUCUCCAACAGUGGCUGCAGGGAGCCAAUAAGAAACCCAGGACCAACUGAGUGGGACAGAAACAUUGACUGACUGAAGAGAAAGGGAACAGAUUGAAAAAUGUAGACCUCAUUGUCUUGAUAUUGCGGUGUGUUGAUUGAUGUGGAAGAGAGGAAAUGGUUUCUGAUUAUUGUUAUAUUUGUCUGGUAUUGGUUAAAGAUAGUUAUUCAACAUUUUUCAGAUUUUGAUGGUUCUGUCAUGUGUCCUCCUUUGAAAGUGACCAAUUUUGACAUUUCUGUACGAGCAGUAGACCGAAGAAUAGAAAUACAGAGUGCCCCUAUGCAAAACUAAAACUGUCAAAUGUAUUCCCAAGACUAUACUAUUGAUUAUAUACUGAACAAAACUAUAAACCCAACAUGCAACAA